CGUAUAGGUUGAAUGCUACUAUUUUCCGAUAGAUGGACGGAUGUCCACAUGUGAAAAUAUAUUAUCAAAAUUCUCAUUUAUAAAACAAUUUUCUGUAUAACCAAGUGCUGACAUUUACAUACAAACAUGUCAUCUGGAGGAUAUCAGAGGGAGUUAGAUCUAGCACCAACUGCAACUAUUGAUAAAGUUGCUUUAAACAACAAGGUUGUGCUAAUGAGAGCUAUUGUUAGACGAUCCAAAUUACACCUCAUUAAUGGUUUAGUAAAGAAAGUUCAUAAAUUGAGGGACAAAAAGGGUUCAGAAGAUCAGAAGAAACAAAAUAAAAACAAAGCUGACAAAAUGCUGGAAGAUAUAAAAAUUAUCAAGGUUUUGAAACCAGACUAUGUGUCAAAGUAUGCUUUAGGUACAACUGUAAAAUUUGAAGAACUGGCAGCUAAGGCAAGCACUACACCAGAAAUGCGAGCGUUAGCCAGGCUUGCUGCACACAAGUUUAUAAUGCAGGAAGUGGACAAGUUCAGGCAGGCACAUGAGGACUGGAAAGAUCUUGCAGCAUAUCUGAUGACAAAACAUACAUCCAGAGACUUCAAGAAGAAGAAAACAAAAGAGACAAGAAAGAAAGUUGAAGCAAACGUUUUAGCCUCAGAAAAUCUUGUACAAAAAUAUCUUGGUCAAAAGUUAGAGGGUAGAACUGAUUUAGAAGAUGUGGAAAAUGAAGAUGAUGUUAAUGGGGGUGACGAUGAUGAGGUAGAUGACAGCAGUAAUGAGAAUGAAGAUAUUGAUGAAAGAAUUCAUGUAAAAAAUAAUAUCAGAAAUAUGAAUGAAAGGAUGGGGACGUUCAAGAAGACUGACUCAAUUCAAGAUCAAGAAAGUGAUAAUUUAGAAGCAGAAAAUAGUGAUGAUGAUGAAAUCAUUGACAAUGAAGAUGUUGAUGAUGAUGAUGAUGACAAUAAUAAUGACUCUAAUGAUGAUGACAAUAAUAAUGACUCUGAUGAUGAUGAUGAUGACAAUGAUGAUGAAGAUGAUGAUGAAACAAUACAGGACAUGAAUGAUAAAAAACAAUUUUCAAAAAUUAGAAAAAGUGAAAUUGAUACAAAAGAAAGAGUGACAAAGAAAACAAAAGGCAAACAUAAAGACCCAGGAGGAUACAAAAUUACUGAAAAUAUCCCAAAGAAAAGUGUUUCAGCAGAGAAAGUGGAAGGUGAAAUGAUUGUUAAGAAAUUAAAUUUAGCAAAAGAUUUUGUAGAUGAUGAUAUACCAAAAAUACUAUUAAGUGAUAAUGAAGAUAAACAAGUAAAACAUAAAAGGAAAAGGAAAGAUUUAUUUUUCGAUACUGGGGAAGAUCAUGACAGCGGUAACCAAGAUGGAGAUGAAAAUGAAAUAAAUGACAGUGGUGAUCAUGGCAUUCAACCCCAAAAAUUUACAGCUUUAAAAACUUUUUUUGUAGGCUCUUUAAAAAACUUUGGGGACCUUUUAUGGGAUGUAAUGGGUAGUCAAUAUAGAUCUAAUGAAGACUGGAAAAGAAUUCGCCAUGAAACUAAAGAACAGAAAUUUGGCAGUGGUAGAGGACAGGGUCCAGUGUUUAGAGGAAGAGGUUCUUCAAACAGUUUUAUGUCUCACAGGGGUAGGGGUUUUUCAGAAGGUCCCAGAGGAAGGGGUUUUGCAGGUGGUCCUAGAGGAAGGGGUUUUUCAGAUGGGCCCAGAGGAAGGGGUUUUUCAGGUGAUCAAAGAGGAAGAGGUUUUUCAAGUAGGCCUCAUGACCAAGGCUUUGGUGGUAGAGGUGGUGGCCCAGAUAGAGGGAGAGUAGGAUUUGACAAAGGACAAGGAGGAAGGCAGCCUGAUCAGAAGAAGUCAGUAGGUCUACAUCCAUCUUGGGAGGCAAGCAAAAAACGUAAACAAGAACAGAAGGCUGUGCUUCAAGCAUUUGAAGGAAAGAAAAUAAAAUUUGACGAUUAGUAAAACUGUUGUAUUACAUUUUAUUAAAGAGGACAUGGAUUAUGAAUAAAUAUAUUUUUAAAGA
Molecule: messenger RNA, 2017 nt
Organism: Ruditapes philippinarum (Manila clam)
Lineage: Eukaryota; Metazoa; Mollusca; Bivalvia; Venerida; Veneridae
Product: probable serine/threonine-protein kinase ifkA
Exons: 9
Coding region: 127-1953 (608 amino acids)
Biological process (GO): maturation of SSU-rRNA
Cellular component (GO): 90S preribosome; nucleus
Source: RefSeq, a predicted model, not a curated record